Aegilops tauschii subsp. strangulata is the source of this 3071-nucleotide messenger RNA. RefSeq lists its product as uncharacterized. Lineage: Eukaryota; Viridiplantae; Streptophyta; Magnoliopsida; Poales; Poaceae. The record is from RefSeq and is a predicted model, not a curated record. Gene Ontology annotation, molecular function: protein binding.
CGAAGCAUCGACGGUGGCGCGUGGUGGCCGGCGGAGGCGGGAAGGAUGGUGCUGGCGUAGAUGCGGCGCGAAAGUGGGGUGAGUGAGACUAUCGAAGGGAGCAGAGUUUUUGCUCGAGCGAUGGGCGACCGACUAAAUAUAAGAGCAAUUAGGCGACGGAGUAAAAUUUUACUCCACUAUUCGAUUUAGGGAAUCGACUAGGUGCGGGUUAAAGAAAUAAAUGUAAAAAAUUACUCCUCUAUAGCCGUCUAGGGGAUCGGCGGCUAAAGUUGCUCUAAGCACCGUUCUGGUGAGCGGCCUGCCAGAUCUGUAAAAGGUAUUGUAGAGUUUGUAUUUUUAAAACACACUAGCGAAGGCUAGGCAACCUAAGCUUUGUUCUGAUUCAUUUGUAAAUUUGUAGAAUUUUGUGAAACCUAAGCUCCUGAGGCCAUACAAGCUUAGAACCUGAAACGAUAAACUUACAUAGUUUUGAGACUUAAAAGUGCAGUUUCAAAGUUAUAGGACUAACACACCUACAAUAGUUUUAGGGCCUAUAAUUACAGUUUUAAAGUCGUAGGACUAAAUUGACACACGUUUUAAGACUUGCUCCCCCGUCCGGAUUUAUUAGACCUCUUUUCAUUUUGAGUCAAAAUUUAACCAUUAAUUUAACUAAUAAAACCUUAGGUAUAUGUCAUCAUAGAAAACGUCUUUCAAAUACAAAUACAACAAUAUACUUUAUGUAGCAUAUACUUUAUAUAUGUAGUCAAAUACUUGGUCUAAUUUAAACCUAAAAUGUAAGGAGGCCCAAUAAAUUCGGACGGAGGUAGCAUGAUGCAUUUUACUCAAUAUUCAAUGGCUAAAAUACAAAGGAUGAAUGCUUGCCUCCAAUGAAAAAAGUCCAAAUAAUAAGUGACAGCCCUAACGUUUUUUUACAACUAAAGUUGUCAUCCAAAAAGAAAAACAAACCAAAAAAACUGAAACUUACCAUCCAGAAAAAUGUUAUCAUACUUGACAACUAAAGUUGCCAUCCUUGGGUCACUAAAUUUGCCAUAAAAAAAUUAGGAGUUGCCAUGUUUUCAUGCCAUGACACUUAUGGAGGUAAAAAAAGAAAAAGGACGAAGGCAGAGAAGACCUAGCCGCCGCUGAGCUUCGCCUUUCCCAAAUCGAAAUUGAGAACGAGGAUCUCCUAACUCGGAAGCAAUGGCCGCCGGUCAUGCCGAGCAGUGGACAAGCGUAGCACGAGGCCGCCGAUGCCGGUGAAUCCCCUCAAACGUGCUCCAGAGGCAUUCACCAUCUCAACUUCUCAAGUCCACAGAGGUAAAAUUCGUCAUCUCUUAAUCGGUGCAUCAGAUCUGCGAGUUGGGACUCAGGAUGCCGCCGUCGAGAUCUAGAAAGCGCACUUCGGCGCCGCCGGCCACGACUGCGCGCGCAAGGAGGUGCCGCCGGCCUGCGGCGGUGCCAUUGGAUGAUGUCGCUGGCGCAGUGGCGCCCCCGUUUUCUUCCCCCCUCUGGGCGUCGCUUUCAGAUGAUUUGGUUUGCGAGAUAGCCUGGAGAGUGCUCUCGGGCGAUAUUCUGGACUACGUGCGCUUCCGCGCCGUCUGCACCCGUUGGCGGUCUGGCACCGUCUGCCCGCGCGGCCGCGGCGUCGCCGAUCCGCGCUUCCACCCGCGCCGCUGGAUGAUGCUGCCGGAGGGCCAUGGCCUCUACCCCGGCCACAGCAGGCUGCGCGGCUACGUCCGCUUCUUCAACCUUGACACGGGAACUUUUGUCCGUGUCAAGCUCCCGCUGUUCAACAGCCACUGCGCUCUUGACUCGGUUGACGGCCUCCUCCUCCUCCAGAGGGACGAGGACACCGGCAUCCGCCUCGUCCACCCGUUCACCGGCGACAUCGCCGAGCUCCCACCACUCGCCACCCUGCUCGCGCAGCUAAAGAACGACCCAUCGGUCCCUCAUGGUUCUGAUCCUUACUGGUGGUGGUCCUUAAUCAGAUACUGCGUCUGUGCUACCGUGUCCUGCAGUGCCGGAGCCAUCACCGUGAUGCUUGUGUUCCAUCAUCUGCGACGUGUAGCCUUUGCUACCUCCGAGGACCGGCAAUGGGCAAUGCCAAGCUGGGAAAUCCCAGUAAACAUCGCACCCUUGUCGCUCCAAGGCAAGCUAUACUUGGUGCAAUUUCCUUGCGCUAAUGGCUCGCUGGUCUUCCAGAUGGAGGUUGGUUCGCCGCCGCUGCCGCCAAAGAUGAUUGCCACAUGCCCAGCAGAUAAGCUCUACGGCGGCUACCACCUUGUAGAAUGCAACUCGCAGAUCCUGCUUGCCGGGUAUACCGACAGCUCCAUGUCUCACAUUUUGAUCUAUAAGCUCGAGGACCUCAUCUUGGAGAGGUUUGUCCCGGUAACAAGCAUCGGAGACCGAGCCCUCUUCCUUGAAGAUCGGAGCCUGAGCGUCUCGUCCAAGGCACUGCCAACCAUCAUCGCUGAGACAGUUGUGUAUACAUGUCCACUCAACCGUUGUUUUGCGCAAUACCGUCUCACUACCGGUGCUUGGUCUCAGCCAUUCGAUGGAUAUAGCGACGGCUUCAACCCAGGUCCUUAUAGCCUCAUCCAACAUGUCAUUAGCUGCUGCAUUCGCAAUGUUUGGAACAAAGGGCUGGUAUAUUCUGAAAAGGAAACCAAAAAACCCGGAUGGCUUUGUUGGAAGGUGAAGAGAAAGCUUCGCAUUUGGGCGUGAAUGGCCUGUAUAUAUCCAGAAGCCGGUGGAUUGAUUUUCUUUGCACCAUCAGAUGGGGAGAUCAAGCUGGAUGUUUUUAUCCAUGUCCUGUUUCUUGCCAGCAUUUAGGUUCAUAUAUCUUUGGUUCAACUCUCGUGUAGUUAACGGGUGCUUUCACAUUAGUUAGAUCCUCGACCUUACUACUGAAAAUUACACCCGUUCAUUAAAGGAUGGGGUUUCUCAAGGUUUGCUUUGAGAGUUUGGACAUUUUAGAUGUGAAUCAUUUAUCCGAAGAUCGGUCAUAGAUCCUUCUGGGACUUCGGAUGUCUCUGGGAAACGGGCAUCGGGCACAAUCAACAAGACUAGGCGUAAAGCAGUUUGAUUCUGUU